Argentina anserina (silverweed cinquefoil) is the source of this 2065-nucleotide messenger RNA. Its product is annotated as polyphenol oxidase, chloroplastic-like. The transcript has a single exon. Gene Ontology annotation, biological process: pigment biosynthetic process. Bases 109 to 1914 code for a protein of 601 amino acids. Lineage: Eukaryota; Viridiplantae; Streptophyta; Magnoliopsida; Rosales; Rosaceae. The record is from RefSeq and is a predicted model, not a curated record. Gene Ontology annotation, molecular function: catechol oxidase activity.
CAGGGCUGCCAACACUUAUGUCUGCAUCUGUACAAUGGAAAGAAAAGUAAAACCUAAACCCACUAUAAAGCCAAUGGCCGAUGAGCAAUACACCCAGACCAGAUCACCAUGGCUUCUCUUUCAUCUCCAUUAGUCACCACGACAACCAUCUCCUCUUCAAAUUCUCUCUCUUCCUUCUCUCAAAAUAGUUCCCAGGUAUCCUUAACCCAAAGCCCUAGGCAUUCCUUAAUACGCAGCAGGAUCAUAUGCAAAUCCAAGAGCAGCGAUCAAAACUCUAGGGAUGAACGAAAACCAUCUCAAACAAACCUAGACCGGAGAAAUGUGCUUAUUGGGCUCGGAGGCCUAUACGGUGUUGGUCUUGGUGGCACUGAUCCUUUCGCAUUUGCAAAGCCGGUGGCGCCACCAGACCUAUCCAAGUGCGGAGCAGCAGACUUACCACCCGGUGCUCAACCAACAAAUUGCUGCCCACCAAUAUCUGACAAGAUAAUAGACUUCACUUUCCCUUCCUCCUCUCCACUCCGCGUCCGGCCGGCAGCUCACGCCGUUGAUCAGGCCUACAUCGACAAAUACUCCAAAGCCAUUGAGCUCAUGAAAGCCCUCCCUGACUCCGAUCCACGAAGCUUUUCGCAACAAGCCGAUAUUCAUUGUGCUUAUUGUGACGGCGCUUAUGAUCAAGUUGGGUUUCCUGAUCUCGAGCUCCAAAUCCACCAGUCAUGGCUCUUCUUCCCCUUCCACAGAUACUACUUGUACUUUUAUGAGAGAAUCCUUGGAAAACUCAUCGGUGACCCCACUUUCGCCUUGCCAUUUUGGAACUGGGACUCCCCUCCUGGAAUGAAGCUCCCUGCUCUUUUCGCUGACCCGAGCUCGCCGCUCUACGACGAGCUCCGCAACGCCAACCACCAGCCUCCGACGCUCCUUGACCUAGACUGGAACCUCACCGACGUGCCGACUACGGAGACUGACCAAAUAUCAAGCAAUUUGAAGAUCAUGUACAGGCAGAUGGUGUCCAACGCCAAGAAGCAGCAGCUCUUCUUUGGAACAGCUUAUAGGGCUGGCACCGAUCCUAGUCCAGGAUCGGGUUCAAUCGAGUCUACUCCUCACGGUCCGGUCCACGUCUGGACCGGUGAUAACACCCAGCCUAACUACGAGGACAUGGGGAACUUCUACUCUGCUGCUAGAGAUCCUAUAUUCUUCUCACAUCAUUCUAACGUUGAUAGGAUGUGGAGUUUAUGGAAAACUUUGAGUAAGACUAAUAAGGAUAUUACCGAUCCAGAUUGGUUGGACACAGGGUUUCUAUUCUACGAUGAAAAUGCUCAGCUAGUGCGCGUGAAGGUACGCGACUGCCUAGACACAAAGAAGCUCGGGUAUAUGUACCAAGACGUAGACAUUCCAUGGUUGACGUCCAGGCCAACACCACGUAGGUCGAAGCUUGCGAAAGUAGCCAAGGCGAUUGGGGUGGCGCGUGCAGCAACAUCCGGACCAAAGGUGGUGGGGAGAGGUGACUUUCCGAUAAAGUUGGACUCGAAAAUUAGUACGGUGGUAAAGAGGCCAAAUCAGAAGAAGAGGAGCAAGAAGGAGAAGGAGGACGAGGAGGAGAUACUUGUGAUCGGAGGGAUCGAAUUCGAGAAAGACACGGCAGUGAAGUUUGAUGUUUACGUGAAUGACUUAGAAGACGAUGAUGAGCCUGGAAAACCCGACGACAGUGAGUUUGCGGGGAGCUUUGUGAACGUGCCCCACAAGCAUAAAGAUAAGAAGAAGAAGAAGACCAAGAGUUGCUUGAGGUUGGGGUUAUCGGAUCUAUUGGAGGAUUUGGGGGCUGAAGAUGAUGAAAGUGUGGUGGUGACUUUGGUGCCGAGGUAUGGAACUAAGUCUCUUAAAAUUGGUAGUGUGAAAAUUGAGUUUCUUGCUGAUUGAGCGGAAGCUAAUUAAUUGAUUUUGCUAUAUGUAAACAAUGUAUGUAUGUCGUUCAUCUUUCAAAUGGAUGAGUUUGGACCUACCAUUUGAAAUAUAAUCCGCAACGUUACUUAUCAUCAAUAUACACAGAUACAUGCAAUUUUUUUCUUUU